AUGGCUGAUUUCUUCCUCAGGGACACAAAGUGGAUGGAUCCACUACAGCGCUUGCCCGUCUACUUGAUGUUGUACCCGGUCCUCCAGUGGAGCAUUGGAUCCUGGCUCCUGAGUGAGGCGGCCCCCUCCGACGCCGCUGAAGGCGAUCUCGAAGCAGAGGAGGUGGAGUCUGUCGCAAGUUCCGACACCUCUCUGGACCUGCCGGAGCGCAAGCGCUGCCUGAGCCGUUUCGCUGACAAACUUCGGACCAUUCUUGAGAAGGCCUUGGUGCCACCAGUAAUUGGUGCCCUUCUGGGCCUUCUUGCUGGCUUCACUCCAGCCAGAGGCUGGCUGGUGGAUCUCAGAGACCAGGACAAUGAUGCUCCGUUGCAGUGGCUCUAUAGCGGGCUUUACAAGCUUGGUGAUGCUGCGGUACCGGUGAACCUUCUCAUUUUGGGGAGCUCUCUGGCCAAGGGCGCUGACUUCAAUGCACUUCCGCUGCGCGUGGGCCUGGCAAUUGCUGUCAGCAAGCUGAUCCUAAUGCCUGGCCUCAUGAUUCCCAUCGUGUAUGGGCUCAUUCGCAUCAUCCCGAGCAAGGAGUUCUCGCUGUGGCUGGUAGUCUUAGUGGUGUCGUGCACGCCCACUGCCAACAACGUGGCGGUGAUGGCCCAAAGUGGGGGCCAAAGCAAGGAAGGAAUGGCCACAGCAAUUUUCAUUCAGUAUCUGUUGGCACCCAUCUGUGUGACGCUGUCGUUGGCCGGCUUCAUACAGCUUCUGUCUUCUGAUUGGUUUCUGCCGCCCUCUUAG
This is a messenger RNA of Symbiodinium pilosum, 786 nucleotides long. The record is from the annotation of a GenBank genome assembly. Lineage: Eukaryota; Dinophyceae; Suessiales; Symbiodiniaceae.